This is a messenger RNA of Desarmillaria tabescens, 1151 nucleotides long. RefSeq names its product thaumatin. The coding region runs from base 307 to 1068 and encodes 253 amino acids. The record is from RefSeq and is a predicted model, not a curated record. Gene Ontology annotation, biological process: defense response. The transcript is spliced from 12 exons. Lineage: Eukaryota; Fungi; Basidiomycota; Agaricomycetes; Agaricales; Physalacriaceae. Gene Ontology annotation, cellular component: extracellular region.
UUUCAAACUACCGCGCUUCAAUACUCAAUAAGUAUCGACCUAGGCUCUUCGUCCAGAAGUCGAAAUCUCUUGAUUAUGGCGAAGCAAUAAUACAGGCAUCAUAUGAAUGCCCCAUCCUUGGCAUCGAACUGGUUGCCCGGACGAUGUGCUUGCAACCCGUCUUUUGCAGUGCCCGACUCUUUUCUGGGUGAAACAUUGGAUCAUCCAUGCAAUCAUCGGUGAACUAAGUCUGAUGUAUUUCUACGACACGGUUACUAUUCUCAAAUACAUAGCCAUCAACGGUCUUCACUUGCGCAUCUCACUUCCAUGCAGGCCAUCUUUGCUCUUCUCUUCGCUCUCACUGGUGUCUCGGCUCGUACGUUCACGGUGAAGAAUUCGUGUUCGUACACUAUCUGGCCUGCGAUCUUCACAGAUCUAAACGUCGGCCAGGCGGUGCCUAAUCAUGAUACUGGCUGGGAAGCCCCUGCAGGCAGCUCAGUGUCAUUCGACGUCCCAGGCAACUGGACUUCUGGGCGCAUCUGGGGACGCACACAAUGCGAUUUUUCGAAACAAGGACCGCUUUCUUGUGUUACGGGUGGCUGUAAUGGAGGGUUACUGUGUGAUCCUCAUACCGGGACGGGUGUCCCGCCGGUGACGGUAGCGGAAUGGACGUUAGCAGCUGAUGAAAAGGGAGAGGACAACUACGAUCUCUCCGUUGUAGACGGUUUCAGCGUUCCGAUGCUCGUCACGCCCACUGGUGGAUGUAAAGCACCCGUCUGUGCUGCUGACCUCAACACUAAUUGUCCGCAGGAACUCGUACUGGCAGGACCAGAUGGCAAGACUGUCGGGUGUAAAUCUGCGUGCUUGAUUGAGAACGACGAGCAGAAGAAGGACUCGCCCAAUUGUUGCACGGGCUCUCAUAACGUGGCGGCGACUUGUCCUUCUUCCGGGGUGUCCUACUAUAAUUAUUUUAAGGGUCCUUGUCCGACUACGUAUGCAUAUGCCUAUGAUGAUAACACUUCUCUUUGGACGUGCCCAGGGGCUACGCAAGCGGAUUAUACAGUGACUUUUUGUCCACCGGCUCAAUAAUACACACUUGUCUAUGUAAUUUUAUAGAAGCCUUUCUCGUUCUACACGGAAAUAUAGCCUUUACUCGUCAAAAAAUCAGUGAU